AUAAUUAUUUAGUUCUUAACUGUUAUGUUUUUUAUUUCUUGCCUCAAAUGUUCAUAGGAAAGCUGUCCAUCAAACAGCAGUAGGGAGUUUAUAGCAUUUGUUGUUGAGUACUCACCUAGAAUGCUGCUCAUGAUGAAGUUAAUUUUACCUCUGCUCUGCUGGCUGUGCAUUCAAGGUGUGGAAGGAACAAGCCGAUCUCCAGUGCGGUGGUGCACGGUGAGCAACGCAGAGUAUGCCAAGUGUACGGCUCUGGCAGCUGCAAUUGCCGAUGACUACAUUGCAUUUGCCACCACCCACACCACCCUCCAGUGUAUCGAGAAAAAUCAUCAUGAUGAGUGCAUGCAGACAAUUGACAACAACAAAGCAGACAUUGUGUCUCUUGACGCCAAUGAAAUAUUCCUGGGCGGGCGCUACCAUUCGCUGGUGCCUAUCAUGAAGAAUGUGUACCAAGAUGGAGAGAGUGACUUCUACUCGGUGGCUGUGGUGAAGCGUGGCACCCUCAGCGGCUACUCCGGCCUCUACAGCCUGCGUAACGUCACUGCCUGCUUCCCCUCUGUGGCCUCCAUGGGCGGCUGGGUCAUCCCCAUCUCCAGGCUGAUGGAAGCCGGGGCCAUGAAGGUGGCAGACUGCAACAACUACGUCAAGUCUGCCUCUGCCUUCUUUGCUGGGGGCUGUGCAGUCAACAUCCUGGCAGAUAAACAUAACCCACUGGAUGUGUAUAAGUGCCUAGAUGUGGCGUGCCUAGCCGUGCCCUGGGCGUUCUGGGACGGCAAGAUCUUCCAUCACUUCUACCUGCGCGCCAAACUGGGGGCCCGCAUAGACGAUCUCGUGGACCACAAGGAGCCGCUGCUGCGGGAGUUCCAGGAGAUCAAGUCUCUCAUCGCCGCCCACAUCCCCGUCCUCCCCCCGCCCCCUGCCCACCACGGCUCCCCCAAGUCCAGCCCCAAGAAGUCCCCCAGCAGUAUGACCAGAAGCUCGUCCCGCUCUCCAGCCCACUCACCGCCCACUCAACCCCCUCACCCGCCCACAACCCUCAACAUCAGCAAGCCCAACUACAGCAGCGGGUCCCCUAGGAUCUCCCCCCGUGGGUCACCACUCUCGCCCCACUCCCCCCAUCUCAAGAAGAUCCUACAGAAAGCCAAUACUCCCCCAAGCUACAAGUCCCCCGUCAAGAAAGGCCCCCACGUCAAGGGGACCGUAUCCCCAGCACUGGUCAAGUCCCCUGUCAAGAAGCCACCUGUCAAGGGGGGCACGGUGUCCCCCGCUCUGGUCAAGUCCCCCGUCAAAGGGGGGACGGUCUCCCCCGCUCUCAUCAAGUCCCCUGUCAAGAAGCUCCCCCAGACCACGGCCAUGUGAUUCGGCCAGUCCCCCCUUGAGACGCAGAUCUGAAUUUGUCCUCUUAUUGUAACUUUAAUUAUAAUUUAACUAAUUAUUUAUAUAUAUUUACGAAUAUCAAAUGCCAAACA
Molecule: messenger RNA, 1466 nt
Organism: Hyalella azteca
Lineage: Eukaryota; Metazoa; Arthropoda; Malacostraca; Amphipoda; Hyalellidae
Exons: 8
Coding region: 121-1356 (411 amino acids)
Biological process (GO): iron ion transport
Cellular component (GO): plasma membrane; recycling endosome; early endosome
Source: RefSeq, a predicted model, not a curated record